Molecule: messenger RNA, 3126 nt
Organism: Talaromyces rugulosus
Lineage: Eukaryota; Fungi; Ascomycota; Eurotiomycetes; Eurotiales; Trichocomaceae
Exons: 2
Coding region: 1-3126 (1041 amino acids)
Biological process (GO): calcium ion transmembrane transport; manganese ion transport; intracellular calcium ion homeostasis
Cellular component (GO): Golgi membrane; plasma membrane; endoplasmic reticulum
Molecular function (GO): ATP hydrolysis activity; P-type calcium transporter activity; ATP binding
Source: RefSeq, a predicted model, not a curated record
AUGUCGCCGUCAUCGGAUUCGGCGCUGCCUCUACACAAUGAGCGUUCUUCCCGGUCUCCGUCGCCGUAUCCCGAACAACAGGCUGUGAAGGCACAAACACCAUCGUCCGUUACCUCCACGUAUGCGUUUCUGGAACCGCAACAGGUCGCCGACCGUCUCAGCACGUCCUACACUAGCGGUCUAUCACCCGCCGAGGCUGAUAUCCGAUUACAUCAAGAUGGGCCAAAUGAAUUGCCGCACGAAGAGCCCGAGCCUUUGUGGCUGCGGUUUUUGAAACAAUUCAAGGAACCGUUGAUCUUGCUCCUGCUAGCAUCCGCUGGGAUAUCUUUCUUUAUGGGGAAUUUCGACGACGCUAUCAGUAUUACGCUUGCAGUGACUAUUGUGGUGACGGUGGGCUUCGUUCAGGAAUACCGCUCAGAAAAGUCUCUAGAAGCAUUGAACCGCCUAGUUCCUCAUUACGCGCAUCUCAUUCGUGAUGUCGUCCCAAACAGUGCUGUGGAAUAUGCAACCCAGGGGCUAGCUAUCAAUGAGAUAGACCCCCAAAAAUCACGCCCGGACUCGCCAGCCUCGAUAUCGAACGCUGUCAAAUCGUCGAGUACAGUGCCCGCUGCACACUUGGUUCCAGGAGAUUUGGUCCUGUUUACCACAGGCGAUCGCAUCCCUGCCGAUAUUCGAAUUACUUCUGCUGCAGACUUGUCGAUUGACGAAUCUAACCUCACUGGAGAGAAUGAACCCGUUUCCAAGUUCUCGGAAAAGUUGAACGCCGCCAAGGAAGCUACCUCUGCAUCUCCUUUCUAUGGUGCAGAGGGGACUAACAUUCGCCUAAGUGAGCAACAUAACAUUGCUUUUAUGGGGACUUUGGUGCGGUCAGGCUACGGUCAAGGCAUUGUGAUUGCUACUGGGGCCAAUACGGAAUUUGGACGCAUCUCUACGUCUCUGCAAGAGAUUGAAAGCCCUAGGACGCCACUUCAGUUAUCGAUGGAUCGUCUGGGACAAGAGCUUAGCUAUGUUUCGUUCGGUGUGAUUGGUCUGAUUGUUGUUAUUGGAUUGAUUCAAGGGCGGCAAUUGCUUGAAAUGUUCACGAUUGGCGUGUCACUUGCAGUUGCAGCUAUUCCCGAAGGCCUUCCAAUUAUCGUCACCGUCACACUGGCCUUGGGAGUUUUGCGCAUGGCUACAAGGGGUGCGAUUAUGAGAAGGCUUCCCAGCGUGGAAACUUUGGGUUCGGUGAAUGUCAUUUGCAGCGACAAGACGGGAACUUUGACCAUGAGCCAUAUGACAGUCACCAGGAUAUGGCACUAUGACUGUGAUGAGCCGUUUGAAAUCAAAGACAAUGGACCUCCGGCACCUGGGCCUGCGCUGCAAAAGAUACUACGAAUCGGAAAUAUUGCCAACAAUGCUCGUCUUUCCCGGGCUCAUGCCAAUUCACCACCCAGCGCCUCUUCCGCCGCUGUACUUUCAUCAACUCUCGACGGGUCUUCGGAUCAUGUCAAAAGCAGGUGGGUUGGACAGCCCACGGAUGUUGCAGUCCUUGAUCUUCUUGACGCGUUUGGCGAAGACGACAUUCGCGAGCAGCUCAGUGCCCGCGUAGCCGAGACACCAUUUAGUUCUGAGAAGAAAUGGAUGGGUGUCAUGAUUGGCGGAAGUUCCCCUGGGGAAAACAACAUGGCGUACAUCAAGGGGGCUUUAGAAAAGGUCAUUGACAGGUGCGAUACGUACUUGACCAAGGAUGGUCGAGAAGUAAUCCUGGACGAACCACGGCGGAAAAUUGCCCGAGAAGCUGCUGAAAAAAUGGCUUCUGAAGGGCUUCGCGUUAUAGCAUUUGCAAGCGGGUCGGUGCGAGAAGGGACACGGUACAAUCGAAGGCUAGGAAGUCGGAGUGCUACACCAUCUCCUAAUGUCGAUCAAUCGGCAGAUGACGAGCAGUUCAACGGUCUUGUGUUUGCGGGAUUAGUCGGCAUGAACGACCCACCUCGCAAGGGUGUCCGGAAAUCCAUCCAGAGGCUCCUCGCCGGCCGAGUCAGGGUGAUGAUGAUCACGGGAGAUGCAGAAACGACGGCGGUAGCAAUUGCACGCCAACUUGGGAUCAUUGUUAACGAUACCCCAGACGCCCGAGCAGUAAUGCGAGGAGAUCAGAUCGACCACAUGAGCACGGCUGAACUAUCCGAGGCCAUUGCCAGGACGACGAUUUUUGCGCGGACCAGUCCUGAUCACAAACACAAGAUUGUGCGAGCGUUGCAGGCUAGGGGAGACGUGGUGGCCAUGACAGGAGACGGAGUCAACGACGCCCCAGCCCUGAAAAAGGCCGAUAUUGGAAUCGCAAUGGGCCGGCUAGGCACAGACGUGGCCAAGGAGGCAGCGGACAUGAUUCUCACAGACGACAACUUCUCCACGAUCCUGCAGGCCAUCGAGCAAGGCAAGGGCAUUUUCUACAACAUUCAAAAUUUUAUUACAUUCCAGCUCAGCACGAGUGUUGCGGCACUGGGCUUGGUGCUACUGAGCACCAUCAUGGGACUUCACAACCCGCUGAACGCGAUGCAAAUCCUCUGGAUCAACAUCAUCAUGGACGGACCGCCAGCGCAAUCACUCGGCGUCGAGCCCGUCGACCCAGCUGUAAUGAACAGCCCGCCGCGGCCGAAACACGCUCGCGUGCUCACAAAGCCACUAAUCCAGCGCGUCCUCACGCAAGCAGGGCUCAUCAUGCUCGGCACUCUGAUCAUCUACGUGCACGAAAUGGGCGACGCCGACGACGAGCUGAAUCCCGGCCACGUCUCGCGCGUAGUAACCAACCACGACACCACCAUGACUUUUACCUGCUUCGUCUUCUUCGACAUGUUCAACGCCCUGACCUGCCGCAGCGACAGCAAAUCCGUCCUCCGUGGCGAGAUCUCACUUUUGGGCAAUAAAAUGUUCAACUACGCCGUGGCUGGCUCGCUCAUCGGCCAACUCGGUGUUAUUUACCUCCCCUUUUUGCAAUCUGUUUUUCAAACAGAGGCCCUCAAAUUGACCGACCUGCUCAAAUUGGUGGUCUUGGCGAGCGGAGUGUUUUGGGUCGACGAGGCUAGAAAGUAUUAUAAAAUGUUGCAGCGACGAAGAAGUCCCGGGCCGAUGUAUAGUCACAACGUGUGA